AUGUCCUCCCUCGAUUAUUCCACCAACAACACGAUCGAAUCCCUCUCGUCCGUCUUCAAAACACUCGCCUCAGGCGAAUCCGUCACCAUCACCAACAUUCCCGACGGCGCCGCGGCCACUUUGACACUAAAUCUGACAUUGAGUGGCUUCGUAAAAAUUAGCGAAAGCGGCGGAAAUCAAAUAACUGCCUCGAAACCAAACUACAAUUUGGGAAGUGCAGUGACGCUCGAUGAUAAGAAUACGAUCGAUGGAGCGUCUCUUUUACGAUCUGAAGAUUUGGCGAAGCCGGAUGAGAAGGACUUGAAGGCAGAUUGCGGAACUGGAAAAGAUAAGAAAAGAGAGCUUGCGCGAAUUGCACUUGUGGAUUAG
Molecule: messenger RNA, 369 nt
Organism: Oikopleura dioica
Lineage: Eukaryota; Metazoa; Chordata; Appendicularia; Copelata; Oikopleuridae
Source: the annotation of a GenBank genome assembly